UCAGGAUGAACAGUACUCGUUGUCUCACACCACUAAACAAUCACCUUAUUUAGAAUCAGUCCAUCAGAAAACCAUAUCUUUAUUCUCAAAGUCUCAUCAAAUGGUGUCUUCGAUACAAGGAGCUUUUUUGAAGUUUCUUGUACAGACUAAUAAAGCUACAAGAGUGCUGGAGAUUGGAACUUUCACUGGUUAUUCUGCAUUGUGCAUGGCCGAAGGUUUAAAAGGGCGAGGAUCAGAAGCAAAAGUGGUUACAUUAGAAAAGAACAUAGAUUAUUUUAAAGCAGCAAAAGAGAACUUAGAAUCUUCAGAAUUUGGACACCUGAUUGAGCUGAAACUUGGCAAUGCAAUUGAUACGUGA
Molecule: messenger RNA, 358 nt
Organism: Racocetra persica
Lineage: Eukaryota; Fungi; Glomeromycota; Glomeromycetes; Diversisporales; Gigasporaceae
Source: the annotation of a GenBank genome assembly